AUGUUAAGUGUAAAGCUAGCCUCUUUACAACUGGGCAAAUAUUCUUCACCUUCACUACUGCGCUCCCGUCCAUUAAUUAAUCGAGGGAUACACACGCAAAAUGAGAUUGUGCCAUCGAUUACCAGUAUCUUGCAAUCUUCUUCUCAUUCGUCAGCAAAGCGUGGCAUUGACUCAAAGAAUUGGAUUAAGAUGUCAAAGGAUUUGGAACAUGAGCUCACAAACCUUCUGUUAUGCUUUAAGAUUGAUGAUUCAAAGGAGCAAAUAGCCGAAUGGAAAUUCCUGAACGGCAUGUCCAAAGCUACUAACGGACCAAUAAGCAACCCCCCUAACGGUUUGCCCUAUAAUACUACUUUGGAUUAUCUUAAACGACUAUCAAACCAUAUUUUCAUUCGCUACCAGAGGUCUGUUAUCGAUGUCACAUCCCGCAUUUUGAAAGAUGAGAAAUUUAGAACUGAUCCGACAGCAUUGAUAUAUUCUACCAAAAUAUUGUUGUUGCAUGGAUACCGAACUGAAGCCUUUAAGAUUCAUAAACAAGCACUAUAUGGUCCAGAGCAAGACUGUUCAACGGCAAGUCAGUUAUUCAACCUAAUUUUGUUCAAUGAGAUGAGUCAACUCGAAGAAGCAAGCCAUGAAACUAUUAUUAAUACAAUAAUGACUCUAAUUAAAUCACUUCCACAAGAUUCAGCGAAGAUAACAUAUUCCACUUUGUUAAUUGUGUUUCGUAAUAUAUACACACCAGAUGAGAGAUUACGAAUACACCGUUAUCUUAAAAAAACUAGACCAACUUGGAGCUUGCGGCCCUUUUCUGAUCCCUUACUGAAAGACCAUUUGUUGAAGGGAGACAUCAGUAAAAAAAUUAUAACGGGCAAGGCUAAACACUUAUCGAUACACAAUGCCAACAUGGUACUUUCCUACUUGCUUGACCAGGACCUGAAUCUGACUGUUGAUUUUUUCAAUCAAAAGUUUUCGAAAGAUUAUACUUAUCCCAAUGCUGGAACCGCUGCAACAUUUGCGAAUUACUUUGUUCCUCGAAGACAAUUUGUUGAACUAUUUUGUGUGCUGUACGUUAUUGAAAACAACUUUGAAGUGAAGGUGACAUCCUUUUUUGCCGAUACGCUCAGAGGAAUGAUGAUGAGCUGGUCUUCACAUCCUGAAAACACGAACAGGGAUUCGAUACAGCUCUAUUACGAUUACAUCAAUGGUAAUCCUCGUUUAAAAAUUCCAAAUGAUCUCAAGCGGAGAACGCGCCAAAGGCUUCGUUUGACCCAGAAUGCGACAAGCAGCAAACGAGCCAGACAACUCUUCAAAAAGAUUGAGAGAUCGAACUUGGACAGAUUAUGCAUUUUAGGUAUCCAAGACAUUUGA
Ogataea philodendri is the source of this 1365-nucleotide messenger RNA. RefSeq lists its product as uncharacterized. Bases 1 to 1365 code for a protein of 454 amino acids. Lineage: Eukaryota; Fungi; Ascomycota; Pichiomycetes; Pichiales; Pichiaceae. The transcript has a single exon. The record is from RefSeq and is a predicted model, not a curated record.